AUGUAUCUUAAAGAAACCAACUCAGAAGAUCACAUGAACUGCGUUCAAAUUCAUCUACAAGCUGAAGCAAUAGACAUACAUUUGAUAAAACCAGAAUUGUAUAUCCAGAAUGUAAUACAUUUCAUUGAAGUGGUGAAUCAUUUACAGAAACAGAAGCUUCUUUUUGUGCUGUCUUUAGUGAUGCUUAUGUUAUUUGAGCUUGUUAGUGAAUUAAUGUCAACGCUUAGUGUUGCUUUUGAAAUAAAGUUUGGAAUUAGUGGAAAGUCUUGUGUUAUUGUUUCAUGUAUCGAUAUAUUGUCUUCUUAA
Messenger RNA from Schistosoma margrebowiei, 306 nucleotides. NCBI's taxonomy places the organism in Eukaryota, Metazoa, Platyhelminthes, Trematoda, Strigeidida, Schistosomatidae. The record is from the annotation of a GenBank genome assembly.